Molecule: messenger RNA, 3506 nt
Organism: Ostrea edulis (European flat oyster)
Lineage: Eukaryota; Metazoa; Mollusca; Bivalvia; Ostreida; Ostreidae
Exons: 16
Coding region: 345-2876 (843 amino acids)
Molecular function (GO): protein binding
Source: RefSeq, a predicted model, not a curated record
UCAUACACAAAAAAACAGGGAAGAAACAUCCAGCAGUGCCACGAUUAAAGUGUUUGUGUAGGUCAACAGUAAAACACCGUGUAGAGGAGUUUCUCCCCUGGUAUUAUUUUUCUAUAAAGAGAAAAGUGUGAAAUUCAGUGAUCGUACUCUUGAGAAUUUGACAAGUGGACUAGUCUGUCAAUUGAACUAGCAAUUAUAAAUACAGAACGGAAACCUAUACAGAUGAGUUGUAAAAGUCCAGCCUUCGUUUCAAAUGUGGCAGUAUACUAGCGAAAGUGUACCUGUAAUUUGUGGACAGGAUUGUUUCUCUUCAUAUUUUAAAGUGAAUGACAUAAUUAGACAAUAUGAGUAACUCAGAAGACGUUCAUUUGCCACGAGAGAAUGAGACAUCUAAAGAUGGUAAAAGGGAAAAAGAGCUUCUUGCAAUUCGUCUUCAACGAGCAAUUCGAGAUAAAAAAGUUUCGGAAGCAAAUUACCUUCUCUCGGAGAAACCCGAUAUACACUACAGAGACAAGGUGGGAUCUCAAUGUUUACACUAUGCAGCGCAGGAGGGGCUCCUGGACAUUGUGAAAUUGUUGUUAGAUGAGGGCGCUCGUGUAAAUUGCUUUGAUCACAAUGGACGAUCGCCUCUACAUAACGCGGCCUCAAGAGGUCAUCUGGAUGUGGUCAUCCACCUGGUGGCGAACGGUGCUCAAGUGACAUCCUUAGACUGGGAUAAUCACACUCCGUUUGAAAAAGCAGUGAUAUCACGCUGUGUUGACGUUGUGGAAGUUUUACUAACGUUUGGCGCAGAACCAAAUCUACAGGACUGGACUUGGGUGAUGGAUAUGGGAGAAAAAGAAAAGAAGGUCUUAGAAGUUAUAACUAAUCACAAUCCUUUAGUACCUGGAUAUAGAUAUGAGGGGAUAAAAUUCGCUGUGGUUCAGGUGAAACCCAACGAAGACUGUCCAUUGACGAUGCUAAACUUGACAGUGAAAGCCAUUGAUGUCCGAAAUCCGUUCAUUCUUUUUUGUCGUAAAAUGCAAUCGGAGUUCACUGAGCUAAAAUCACUUCUUAGAGAGGAGGAGAUACCUUACAGUGAUAUGUUUGAAAUUCGAACUUGGGGAGUAACUAGGAAAACCCUCACACUGUCGUUGAUAGUCGAAGGAGUACCUAAAUGUAACGAACAUUUGAAGAUUGUAUCACCUCUUGGACACAUCGGGAGAGUUGACAACUUUGUGAAGAACGACGAUGAAAUUACAACAGAAGUCUUGAUAACCAUAAAAAGGAAUAUCAAAGGUCCAACACAAUUUGCCAUUGCAAGUGUCUUUAAAAAGGAAACGUUUGCAAUACCUAAAGAGGAAGUGAAGAUCCAACCGAUGUCAGAACCGGAUGCUGAAAUAAGCAUUUCUAAGGAAACGUUCGAAACAACGGGAGAGCUGGAAUUGAAUGUAAUGGAAACCAAAGAUGUAAACGAGGAUGAGGAUGACGAAUCCGAACCUCUUUUGAUGACAAAUGUGUUUGACAUGUCGAUGAGCGAUGGACAACAGCCGAAAAAAGAUAUCGUGAUGAAGCUACCAAUUCACUAUAAUUGGAUUGAUGGGGAGGCAGAGAUGUGUGUGCUGGCUACUUCGGAGGAAGAUCCAGAGGACCCCGAUGACUGGGAGAUUAUCCAUGCGUUAAAAGAUUUCAAAGGAAGAGCUGCCGUAUUCAAGAUCAGUCACUUCUCCAUUUAUGCUGGAGCCAACAAGAAAAAAGUAGAGAAUGACAAAGUGGCGGUGAUCAAUGCCAUAACGAGGUCUAUGAAGAAAGAAAGAAAGGUGAAAUUCCAAGUGUUUACAAGACUUGCGCAAGAACGCGGCAAAUUUCAACUUAUCUUGGAGUGUUGGACCCCUAGGAAAUUACGAAAGAGCAAACCGAAGUGGGAAAAUGAAGGCUGUGAUAGAGUAGAUGGUCCUAAGGGGACUUUUAUCGUUGAUGAAAACCAAACAUUUAAGUUUUCAUUUAAAGGGAAUUGCAGGAAGAUAUCUAGUGAGACGAACAUCAUUGAUGAUGAAGCAAAGGUGGACGCGAGGACUGAUGACAACGACAUUGACAGGGAUGACGACGGCAAUGGUUCAGUUGUAAUGGACUUUGUUGGACACACGUUCACCGUUGUUGACAUGGUUGUCUUGAAUACUGACAAACCCCAGGGAAAAGUCAUAAUUGAGAAGAUGAACCAUACCUCAGUCCAGAUAGAACAAAAGGUCGCCAACACAGGUUGUCUCGGUAUAGGGAAAGGAAAGACAAUCGUCGUAGAUAAAGUGAAAAUUGAGCUCGAGGAACUAACUGAGUUUCUCUUCGGCGUCAAAAUUCCUCCACCACCAAAACCAUUAAGUGAACCCACUGUUAUUCAACUGCAAAGUCUUCAGGAUGAGAAGGAAUUGGAGGAAUUCAUCGAGAAAACAGAAUCAGAAAAUCCAAGUUUAGUACCAGGAAUGGAAAUGAAAUCUCUCACAGACAUUGCACGUCAGCUGAAUGAUGAAGAAGCAAGAAUUUUUGGGAAGAACUUAGGUCUUCUGAACGGAGAUAUCGAAAAGUACUUGGGUAUGACAUAUGGUGCUAUGUGGAUGCUUAGAAAGUACCGCGGCAAUAACCCACAUUACGCCCAGAAAUACAACAUUAAGAUAGCGCUAGAGGCCAUUGAUCGUCACGAUCUUGUGCAUUUGAUUAUUCCUCAAGUGGAUGGACCGAUGCUAUCCAAGGCUGUGGAAACGAAUGAGAAAUUUGAUAUUCCAGACGAUGCAAAGUAUUACGACGCCACUGAACAUGAAAUACAAUUUUCCGAAACACCGCUCAUGGACACAAAUGACGUAAAUUCCAACGUCGAGGAGGUGAUAGCCAACGAUCAAGAAUAGACAACAAUUCAUAGAAUACCUAAACAAAGUUGAUAUCUGAAAUCGAUUAAAAUAUACCAGGUGCGAUUAGUUUCAGAAAUUUCAGACCGGGGUAAAAAUGCACAUUUCAGUAUUUUCUCCUAUAUGUUUAAGUGUGGAUAUUGAUGGUUUUUCAAGGUAGACAAAUAAAUUGAAGCAAAUGCUCAUGACUAUAUGGAUGAUGCUGAAACGCGGAACGAAAUGCGAAACAGAAAUUUAAGAAUUAGAAUAAUGAGUGUAACUAAGAUAAAACUAAAAAUCUGACAAAUAUGCUUAUUUAAAUUUUAGGAAAUUCUUCACAAACGAUAACAUAAUUUUAUCUUGAAAUUCUGCAUUAUAAGUUGAUUAGGCUAACGAAAGUUGGAUGUUUGUAUAAAAAAAAUUCAAAUCAUUUUACAAGAUUUCUUAAAUUUCAGCAUUGACAGGGAGGGUAGAGAAUGAAUAAGACACACAGGAUUUAUACAUCCUCCCCUUUUAGUCGCAAAACGUCUUUAAUGCACAUGUAUUUGCAUAUCAUGCAGUGUAUGCUUGCAUUGUUCAUUGAUUUUAUGAUACAUGGAGUCUUGAAUGUAUAAAACAACAUUAAUUCGUGGUCUUAUCAAGUCAACAAGU